Molecule: messenger RNA, 4627 nt
Organism: Oldenlandia corymbosa var. corymbosa
Lineage: Eukaryota; Viridiplantae; Streptophyta; Magnoliopsida; Gentianales; Rubiaceae
Source: the annotation of a GenBank genome assembly
ACAAUUCUUCCAUUUGAGUACAAAACCUACAAAUAAAGAUAAAAUCAUAUAAAUAGGAUAUUCGUACUUAAAAUAUAUUGCAAAAAUCAUAAAUUAGGGAUAUAAUAAAUAGGUAUAAUAUAAGCAUAUCAGUAGCCCAUUGAUUUCUUCAUUUUCUCCUGAAUCGGAUCAAGAAAUUUGACAGAUGGCACCCAUCCGUUGUGGUGUGAAUGACUUCUUCUUCUCUGACUGCGAUUGGUUCCCUUAUUGAAAAUUCAGUUUUCUGGUUAAGGACUGCUGCCUUACCGGAGAACACUGUAGGUUAUUGAUCAAAUGCUACUUCCUCUUUGUUUUUGAUUUUUUUAGUGGCUGGAUUAUCGUCUGCCGGUUUCGGUUGUCUGGAGUCGUUCAUCUCCGUAUCCAUCUCUGCUUCUCAACUAACGCUGUAGUUUCCAGUUUAAAUAAUUAGAAAAUACUUUAAGGACUAAAAAUAUCAUGCGCUCCAUGUAAAAGGCCCAGUACGUUAAUAAAAAGAAAGCCCAGUACUACUUUAAUAAAAUGAGCCCAAGAGCCCUUUCUAGUCUUCUUCUUCCCCAAUCCCCCGCCGCUGCAACUGUGAGCGAAUAUCGUGAGCAGCAGGAAAUGACUCCUUCUGCGACUGACUCCAGCUUAACCUAAGUCUCCGUUGCUUUCUUCUUCAUCUCUGUUCUUCUACCCUUCUCCUUUUAUUUUUUUUUUUUGCAUUCCAAUCCGUCCAAUUUAGUCAAGGGAUCUGGAAUUUGUUGGAGUCCGGUACGUAUUCCGUGUCGGUAUCCGUGUCGGUAUCCGUGUCCGACAGUGUCUUUGUCGGAUAUAAGCCACAAAGUGGGUGAGUCCAGGUAGUUUAGGAACUUUAGAUUGUUUUUGGUGGCUGCUUUUCCAGUCUUUCUAUAUAACGUUCAAUUUUUCCCCCUUUUGGUGUGUGUGUGUUUGUGUUUUUUAUUUUUAUUUUUUAUUUUUUUUAACCUAUUUAGAAGAAGCUGAAUUAGCUGAUUAUAUGUGUUGUAGUGGUCUAUUGUUCUUCUGCUGUAAACUAAUUUCUUUUUUCUCUUGCUCAAUCACGUCUGCUGAAGUUUUUAGGCAUGCUAUUUACUGUUAUGGUAUCUAACUGGGAAAUUGUUGAAACAGAUCUAUUUCUUUGGACUUGAGCCUGUGACUUUGAAUAUCUCCUAUGAUGAGUAAACACAAGCCACUGGUUUUCUUGGACGUGUCUAUUGAUGGGGAUCCUUUUGAGAGAAUGAUUUUCGAGGUACUGUUAUUUGUUCUGCUUUUAAGUCCUGUAUAGACAACCUUUUUAGUGCUCCUUAACAUUGUUGGACGUUUUGUGUGUUCAGUUUCUUCCAAAUCAUGCUUGGUUUGCUUUCGUUCUCUUUCUCUUUUUCUCGGUAAUCAAUGGGACAAAAUGGAGCUGAUUAGUUUUGUGUGGUUGCAGCUUUUUGAUGAUGUUGCUCCAAAAACUGCCGAGAAUUUCCGCGCUCUUUGUACAGGUUGGUUUUGGUAUUUUUACCUCAGCUGCUUUGUAGUAUCCAUCAAUGGGGUUGGAUACCUCUCAUAAGCCCCAUUCUGAGAUUUAGUUGGGGUCUUGAUCUUUCUCUUUUCAAUAGUUAAGGAAUCAGACUUUUCCCCUAGUGUUUUUGAUUGUCUUCAUUUGCUCCCUUCCAAGAAUAACAAUUAGAGAAAAUUGAGCAACAGAUUGGUCCAACUCAAUUUAUUGACCUGAAGAAUAACUGCAAUUAUGGCUUUGUCUUGUGUCAGUUGUGGGUGAUUUUGUUGACAGAAUUUGCUCUACUGUUGUUUGUAACUGUGCCUGCUCUGCACUAGUGUCAUACUACAGAAACUAGUCUUUAGGCCUACCCUGCAAUCGUACCCCUGAUUCAUAGUUUGGCCUUUAAAUUCCGUUCCAUUAGAAUUUUUUUUUUUUCUUGAGCUCUAAGAUCCUUUGCUUCAUAUAUUGUUGACAGGCGAAGUGGUAUUUAACUCAGCAGAAUAUUAGCUUAAAGAAAACAUUUGUCAAUUUUGUAACUUCUGUGGAAUCUACUAGUAGAUCAUGCUACUUGAGUCUUAUGUAUCUGACUGAGGUUCUUACUAAUAUGUUCAGGCGAGAAAGGAGAAAGUUCAAGAACUGGAAGACCUCUUCACUAUAAAGGAACCUUUUUCCAUCGCAUUAUCAAAGGAUCCAUGGCUAAGGUAUGUCUAUGAUUUGGGCCUUGGUUGAGCUCUUCUUUACUGAGUUGAAAAGUUUCUCAUGCUGUAUUAGAUAGCUAGAUCUAUGGUUGAGAAAAGAUUAGAGAUGUUCUCUCUUUUAGCCAUCUGUGUUUAUUAUGUAGGAUACAGGGCUGAUGGUCUCGACUCCUUUUCUUGUGAUGUAGUUUUGAGGUUGUUCUUAGAUGUCUACCUUUAAACUUUCUGAACUUUUAGCAUCUGUAUCCUACAUUUUCACUCAUUUUGUCUUCUGAAAAGAUAUUUAUAGCUUCUACAUUUCCUUUUGCAGGGGGGUGACUUGCUGAGGAAAGAUGGUAAUUUUGGGGAAAGCAUAUACGGUGAUAAGUUCCCAGAUGAGUCUCCAAAGCUAAAGCAUGAUGGGCCAGGCCUGCUGUCAAUGGCAAUUGCUGAUCGAGAUGAACGUGGUUCCCUCUUCAUUAUCACAUUGAAAGCUGAUCAUCAUCUUGACAGGAAAUGUGUCGUGUUUGGGAAGCUUGUGCAAGGAAAUGAGGUUUUGAAAAAGAUUGAAGAUGUGGGAGAUGAAGAUGGUAGACCAACUGUUACUGUAAAGAUAAUAAAUUGUGGUGAACUACGUGGGGAUAAAAGGAAAUUGCAUAAAUUGAAGUCGGGGAAGGAUGCUUCCCCUGAGGUGAACAAUCAUGAAAUUCGACGCAAAGGAAAGCACAAAAAAUCUUCUAGAAGGAAAAAGAGGAGGCAUUACUCGUCUGAUUCAGACAGCUCCUCUGAGGAUGAUACUGAAUCUUCUGAAUCGGAUAGUGAAUCUGACUCUUACGAAUCUUCAUCAACAUACAGUAGCUCUUCAAGCGAGGAUAGACGCCGCAAGAGGAAGAGAUCCAAGAGAGAUAAAUAUAGGCGUGCGAAGAAAGAUAAGCGCCGUGAAAAAAGGCGCAAGAGACGUGAUAAAAAAUCUAAGCGCAAGUCACGCAGAGCAUCUGAUAGUACUUCGGAAAGUGAGAGUGCAAGUGAAGGUGGCUCAAGAGCUAAUAAUCCUGAGGCUCAAGGAUUAGAUAGGAAGCAGAAGAAUCUUGAAAGAAAUCAAUCUCCUAUUCUUGAGGAGGGUGGAAAUAGUUCAGUUCGCGAAAAGAAGAGAGAGUCAGUUGAUAUGUUUGAAAGAGAGGAAGGUGAGUUCCCUGUAGAGAAUGGAGAACCACGGAGCAAUGGAAUUGGAGUGGACAAUCGCUCUCAAAGGAGUGCCGACAAACAACCUGAUGUUGUAGAUGACCACCCUGACAAAUCUAGGAGCCGAAGCAUGAGUCCUAGAAGAAGUAUGAGCAAGAGCAUGAGUAUUAGUCCAAGGAGGGGUUCAAGUAGGAGCAGGAGCAGGAGUUUUAGUCCAAAACGUAAAGUUGGUAGGAGUCCAAGUGUCAGCCGCACCCCUCCUCGAGUUUCACAAAGGGGAAGGAGUAUCACCCCUGUCAGGAGUGCAAGCAGCCAGAGUCCAGUUAGGAGUGACAGCAGGAGUCCGGUGAGAGGCAGAAAAGGAAGAAGUGUCAGUGCAAGUCCUACAAGGGACCAAAAUCGCGGAAGCAGUAGCCGGAGUCCCUCUGCAUCACCGCCGAGGAGGCCUAGUCGAAGCCCACCUAGGACAUCAUCUAGGAGGCCAUCAUGGAAGUCAGAUAGUAGAAGUCCAACCAGGUCAUCUCGAAGGAGUUUAAGCAGAAGCCCUGUUCGGCCGAGGAGUGUCAGUAGAAGUCCUGUACGUGUAUCUCGGAGGAGUGUCAGCAGAAGCUCUGGCAAGGCUCCUUCUAGGAGAAGCCCUAGCCUUAGUCCUGUUAGAGCUCCUAGCAGAAAUAAUCGCCGUAGCUAUUCAAGGAGUCCUAGGAGAAGAUCACCUAUUUCUAUUCGUGGGCGAAGCUCAUCAAGAAGUCCUUCGGUCGAUGGAUCCUCUAAGCGCACAAGGAAGGGAAGGGGCUUCAGUGAUCGUUACUCUUAUGUACGUCGAUAUAGGAGCCGUUCUCCAGAUAGGUCGCCUGUACGGUCAUUCCGUUAUGGUGGUAGAAGUGAUCGAGAUAGAUAUCCCAGCUACAGAAGAUCCCCUAGGCGUUACAGGAGUCCACCAAGAAGAACUCCUCCCAGAUUUAGAGCCAGGAGAAGCAGGAGCAACAGUCGUAGUAUAUCUCGGAGUCCAAUACGUUACCGUCGUCGUUACAGCCGCAGCCCUGUUCGCAGCCGUUCACCGGUGGAGAGGUACCGUGGAUCACCACGCAUUGAGAGGCGGCAUACACCUUCUCGUAGUAGAAGCCGAUCAGCAUCACGUUCCUCUCUUGCCUCACAAUCCCCUAAGCGGGUUAGCAAAGAAAAGUCAAGUUCCCCUUCCCGGAGCCCUCCAGGGAAGCCGGGCCUGGUUUCCUAUGAUGAUGGCACUCCUGACUCAGGACGGGAUUAA